Peronospora matthiolae is the source of this 579-nucleotide messenger RNA. NCBI's taxonomy places the organism in Eukaryota, Oomycota, Peronosporomycetes, Peronosporales, Peronosporaceae. The record is from the annotation of a GenBank genome assembly.
AUGGACGAGCUCGAGGUGUCAGCUCCAGACGCUUGCGAGCACGUUUUCACGGCAGCUGCAAAGUCAGUCACCUGCAAGUCGUUGUCGCCUCUUUCGGUGCCGCGAGAUGGCAGUCUCGUAGUGAACGAGGAAGACAACGGAAGGACCCGACAGCAGCAGGACUAUGAGAUGUUUGGUCACGACGACAGUGGCCAAGGGAAGAUUCGUGAUGCUUCUUCGGACGGCGGCAGCAACGUCAAGUCGGUUGACAACGACUCUUUUGCUCUGCCUCAGUUCAGUGACGGAGACGUUGCGAACGUCUGCUUGCCCAUUCUGUGCAAGCCCACGAGCUUGAACGUCCGAAGUGCCACACCGAGUCCGACGUGCGUGUCGGCAUUUGCACGCGAUGAGGCCGUGACAAGUGCUGCAGAUGGAAGCGAGCCGUCGUGGACAAGUCAAGAGUUCCAGGAAUACUUGACCAUGCUCGAGUUGCUGCAAGACGUGUGCAGUGACGCUGAUGGGGGUGACAUGUGUCUGUCGGCUGACUGUCUUGGUCAAUUGGAGCGCCUCUUGACGUCGCUCUUACCUCAAGGAGUGUGA